AUGAUUGUGGUAAGACGCAAAAGCAUCUAUAACAGCCAAUUCCUCACCAAAGUUACAGCCAACUCUGUGUUUGACGCCUGGCCUGUGAUCGUGAUUACCCUCGUUAUGACUCUUUUGGCGGGUAUUGUUAUGUGGAUUUUGGUGAGUUACGUCUUAAAAGGGCUGUGUCACUGCUGCCUGGUUCAUUUUGUUUAUAAUUAACAAUCAUUCCACGAGUGUGCGUUGAAUAUGAGAUGGUAGAUAGCCAACGAGGCGUGUAGCGCCGAGUUGGCUAUAAUCAUCUCAUAUCCAACGAGUGUAAGUGGAAUAAUUGUUUUAUCAAAAACGCCCACAAAAUAUCGAGAAUUCUUCCCGACUUUAUUUGUAAAAACAACUGAUUUGCGGCUUUUUUUUUACUUUGGGCAGAGGCGUACAGUUACCAUGUUUGGAGAGCGUGGUAUAAUGGCUCAUAUACCUUUAUGGCUAAGCCAAUGAGAGCUCCAGAAUUGCAUUAUCCAAUGAUUCAGUUUUUAAUAACGUCAAUAUACAUGCUUAGUCGCUAUAGGACUUACGAAGUUCUUGUAAAUGACGAAAUUGCAGCUUCGUGUCGAACAAUUGUCACUCCCAAGCAUUAUUUCAAACAUCACAACGAAGAUGUACUUUGAAAAACUGUUAAGCUAACAAUUUUUCGAAAACUACAUGUAUAGUUGAGAUUCAUUUCAGUCAAUCAUCUUCAAGUUUGCCCAUCCGUGCCUCCAUUUGAGGUAUUUGCUGUGUUAUUUUAACGUUUUAAGAGGUUAUUUCCUGUUUCACUCAUCUUAGUGGCAGUUCUCGCUGUUUGAAUUUUUGUAAAUUUCGUGACACAGCUCCUUCAAUAUUUACUUUUAGUUAAAUGAGCAUUUUUGCGAAGUUUAUCAAAAUUCAAAAAGUUAGAACUUUUGCAAAUUGAAUGAAACAUAAAAAUAACCUUCGAAAAGAGUAAAAGAAGGUGUAAAUAGGAAGGCAAACACAAAAGGGUUUUGGAACCUUUUUAGCGAGACAGGCCUAGUAAAAAGAUCCCCAUAGGUUUGACACCUGUUGGGGAUCUCGUUUUUCCUUCGGUUUUCCUUUUGAAAAAAGUACCUCCAUUUAUUUGUUGUUUACUAUACAUUUUACUCAAUAUCUGUCUUCUUAUUGGUUGAGAGCCUUCUGUUAAUCAGCGCAACCAUAUGCAAUAAUUGUUUAAUAUCAGGCAUUCAUCACUGAUGAAGCGUUCACACAGCCCUUUGAGUAUUAACAGUUUUCUGUGGUUUUUCUAUAAAUGUCUUAAGCUUACAUUGCACCAACAAAUCUUCGCGCAAGCAUGUCUCUCUUACUUUUUCUGGAUCGCUCUGUAGGACUCUGAAGCCAAUCCGGAACACUUUCCUCGCAAUUACUUUAAAGGUGCAGGCGAAGGUUUUUGGUGGGCUUUCAUCUCUAUGACGACGCUAGGGUGAGUAAGGUGUCUUUUAUUGAUCAAGUCGUUUUCGAAAUACAGUAGUUGCUCCUAGGAAGGUCAAUCGAAGUUAUAGAAAAGCGACUUAAUGGAGUAAAUAAAAAAGUCAAUUAACUCUCAUAAUACUACAAACCCCACUUCUACAGAUAUGGUGACCGCUGCCCUCAGUCCAUCGCUGCCAGGAUAUUUGCCAUCGCCUGGUUUCUAGUUGGACUUACAGUGUUUACUAUUUUCAUGGGAUCGUUGACAGCAUUUCUGACUGUGACGGUGGUGAAGAUGAACUCGAAUGGAGGCACUUAUAAUAUGGCGAAGGAUGGCCAGCCAAUAAAGGUAUUUUUCAGUGUGCUCAUUGAUUAAUUUAUUAUUUUAUGUGCGUUUCUUUACGACACUUUGAUACACCACGAAAGAAAGAGAAAAUUAGUAUUAUAUUCUUCUACUUGAAGAAGAGAGAAUGAUGGGAGGUAAUUUUAAGGCGUUGGCCGGCAUAUCUGAAUUUCACUAACGUUACUUCUAGAGAUUGUAAUUAAAAAUUUUCUACUUAAUGUUCCUGAGACGACCACAAAUUGUUAUCGCUUGUUUGAAACGUCAUCAAGUUCACGCGUGAGUGCCGCAAAGCAAACAAUGCAGAGUAUUGCAAUAGCGACUGUUCAAUUGACCACUACAGAAACUAUCAUAACAUACCAUAAUGCUCUUUGUUUGUCACCCCAAGAUUUUACAUAAGCAUUGUCUUCAGUUUCUCUUCGGAGUUGAAGUGGCCCCAAGAGAAACUGAAAACAAUGCUCAUACAAAAUUUUGAGGUAAAAAACAAAGAGCAUUAUGGUAUGUUAUGUUAUUUUCUGUAGUGGUCAAUCCUUCCUUGACAUUAGUCUAAAAAUAACUUUGGUGAAAUUCCCAAGGGCAAGAUUGGGCGUGUCUCUCUUUGUCUUGAGUGAUUAAGUUUGCUUCUCUAACACAACAUACAUGUACAAGGUAAAAAAAGAAGAAGAAUUUUCAAAAGCUUGGUAUGAAGUACUUUGGUCCAUACAUUUUCCAUCUGUUCCACUCGAGUAGCAAUGUGACAUCAGUUUUCUUUCCUGGCCAAAUUGAAAUGUGUGAAUGCAGCUAACUUUUUAACGUGGUCAACGGGAUCCCGGCUACUCUGCGUGCAGUCUCCUUCGAUCUUCCUGGAAAAGGGGACGCUGCUCGCAGUGUAGAUUUUGGCCACUUCCAAUUCCGUUUGCAUACCAAACAAGCAAUAUUCACAGUAUUUGGUGAGAAUAGAUGACCUUACUUUCACUCUCAACGCAAUCUCUUAUUGCCAGUGCGUGAAGAAUCGGAAAAGCAGCUUGUAACGGUGGGCAGUUGAGCCAAAACAUCAAGUUAAAAUAAUUCUGCGUGCAGUCUCUUUCGAUCUUCCUCGAAAAGGAGACGCUGCUCGCAGUGUAGAUUUUGGCCACUUCCAAUUCCGUUUGCAUACCAAACAAGCAAUAUUCACAGUAUUUGGUGAGAAUAGAUGACGUUACUUUCACUCUCAACGCAAUCUCUUAUUGCCAGUGCGUGAAGAAUCGGAAAAGCAGCUUGUAACGGUGGGCAGUUGAGCCAUUGUAACGUCAAGUUAAAAUAAUCAGAACUUGCCCAAGAAAUUAAGGCCGCAUCGAAGGUGUUUCGGAAAUACACUUCGGAGAUCUUGGAUCUUUUUUCUGGGAUUUAUUAGCACAGCGGAAUAGUUCAAUUCAUUCAUGAAUAAUUAGGCCAACAUACAGACGAAGAAAACAGAGAAUCAACUUAGGUCAAACAGUUUUAACCUGAAUCUCAUUUUGAACCGUAGCAGCAAGCUUACAAGGUGACAAAAUUCACAACCAAGCCAUAAUUAUGUUUGUUUAGGUUGCAGUGGUUGCCAAUUCUACUGAGCAUAAGAUUGCAAUUAAAAGAUUAAGAAACAAAAUAAAACUCGGUAAGUGAAAAUUACUCAACAUGUCUUUUUGCCUUUCGAGAUCUAGAUCUUAAGAUUUCCGGUUUCUUGUCUCUCAGAUAUCAUCACUUAAACCCUCUGACCGAUUAACUUUAUUCCUUUUUCCACCUCACACUAUAGCUAAAAGGGAGUGAACAAAUUAAUUUAGAGAAGGAGGACUGUAUCCUAAACUACUUAGCCUGCAAGAACAGCCGUCUCUUCUCGCUUCUCGCCACUUGGAACUUUUCGCCUCAUAAUUAAUCCGGUGGUCAAGGGGUGGCAAAUGUGAUUCUUUUCGAUUUUAUGUUGCUCCUGGUCGAUUUUGGUAAAAUUUUUGUUUACUUCUUCGAACGAGGUCCAGAAAAACCCAAAUGCUUCGUCUAAAGAAGAAUAUAUUCCAUGAAUAUUAUCUGUUUUGUAAUAGAUCCAACGCGUUUACAUUUGACCUUUUUGUUGCCUUUUGCCUCUUGUCUGUCAAUCAUAAACAAAAGCUAAAACUAAACCACUACUACGCCGACCAAUUAAAGUCCCUGCCCAGAUUCGGGACAGAUUUUACGUCAUCAUGCAGUAUGGAAUUUCUAUCGCUGGGGCGCAGACUUUCUACCUGGAGACACGUCCAAAGCGGCGAGGGGUGAGGAGAGAGGGCUUUUUUCGCAGGCUAUAAACUAGUAUACUGUAACACUUACCACCUACAUUCAAUGCAUGCCUUCUACGUCCUGCAGGACCCACGUUCUCAGAUUUAACAUCUAUGACCCAAGCGUUGAAGAGUAGCGAUGUAAGCUACGUAUUACUCGAUAUGUACGUCCCAGUAACGAGAAAAGACUUAUUUAACGGGACAUGGUUUGAUGUGGUCGAUAUUCUUGAAGGAGAAAUACAACACGGCGUUCUUCUUCAGGGGGACGGUGUUAGAUUAGCUCAGACUAUGAAGAACUUGCUUAUAAAGGACGACAUACAAACCAAGUUUUUGAUAGAAGCAGGAGCAUCGGAGACGUCUGAGGUGAGAUUUUCUUCUUCCUCACUAAUCGUUCGGCGCUUUUACGAGACAUGUCAAGGCAUAUCUUUUUCAAUAAGCUUUUACGUAGUUGUACCUUUUUAUCGGUUUUAUCUAUCGUACAUUCAUUUUAUAAAUUUUGACUAGUAUGAAGACAAUGUAAAGUGCUUUUGAUCAUUUUGUAUGCUAAAAGGCGCCAUAGCAAAUCAAUCUAUAAUUAUUAUGGCAGGACAAACGUCUGGAUGCCCAGAGCAAAAAAAUAAAAGCUUUGGCUGGGCGGCAAACCGUAACCAGCCGCAGCAUCGACUAAAAUUUGUUGUAACAAUUACACGAUAAUUUGCGCAAAAAAAAAAAAAAAAAAAUUGGGUAAAAAUGAUUUGAUGAAAGUGUCAUAGGAAAUAAAUAAAAAAUAACUAAAUCCUACAAGCUUUAUGGACGUCGUAAUUAUAAAAUAAAACUUUUCAUAAUUAAAAACCAUCGUUCAUACAGCUGUCCAUUUAAUUAUGGGAACGUCUAAGGUAUAAAUAGUAAUAAUAAUAAUAUUAUCAUUAUUAUUAUUAUUAUUAUUAUUAUUAUUAUUAUUAUUAGAAACUAAAAAUUGAAGUAAUUACUGAUAAAAAGGACACUCGAGAGAAUAACAACAUUGAAAUGUAGGCGAAAUGCAGGCUCGGUCUUCAGCCCAGGGUGUUUGCUCCCCACCUCAGGACUUUCUCUCUUAAAUUUGUUAAUUGUUAAUCCUAUUGAGGUUUGAAUAACAUUAGCCCUAACUAACACAAGAAAAGAGCAGUUUGAAAGAUUUUGGUAAUUGUAGUAGAAUGACGUCAUCAUGUAACAGUGUUAUCUGAAUGAUUAAUGUAAAGCAGUAGGGAAGGAUGAUCAACAAUUUAAAGAGGGGAAAAAAAGGAGAGAAAAAAAAAGAAACAAACAAACAAACAAACUAGGCGCCGUGUUCGGUGGCUUUCCGACGCAUUCAUACCUUUCAAAAAAAAGGGUGGAAGAGCCAAUCUUAGAUUUCAUGUCGUUUUCAGUUAAGUUGUAAAUAUAGGAGAAAGCGCUGAGAAAUAACAAUUUAGCACACAUAUGCCAUGCGCCAUCAAAUCGCGUUUUAAGCCGAGCUAGUCUCUAGAUCAUGUAUUCAGAGAUAAAAUUCGGGACGGAUCCGGAAAAUUCAGUAAGGGGUGGCCUUGCCCACUUGCCUGAUGUAUAAAUACUUUUUAUAUUUCUGAGAAUUCUGUAGGAAUAGGAACCUUACGAAACUACGACGGCGAUGGAAACGGGAACGUCACAAAAGCAAAAAGUUUAAUGAGUAAAACAGCAACUCUGCACGGGCAUCAUGCUUUUUUGUACAUUUCUUUGCCGUCUCUGUGCAACUAUGAGGUAAAAUCACCAAAUUUUAAGUUACUUGGGAACGGGAACGACAAGGUGAUAUAUUCUACCAUGUCUGUUUGAACUCCGACGUGGUCCCUUCUCUUCAGCUCCAACUUCAAAUCCCUUCUUUUAAGUAACUGGGCCCCUAGGGAUAAUCGCGAAAAAAAGUGAAAGGAUGCCAAGUCAAUUUUUCAGCGACGUUUCCAUGGACUUCGCCGUUGUCGGAUCGUAUGUUCCCUAAUAAUACAGGGGUAACGGCGCCCCCUUCGGCCCACCCCAAAUCCUUCCUUGAAAUGAUAAAACAUCAUUUACAGUGGACAUUAGGGGAUAUUAAUUGAAAGUUAAAAUAGUCGCCUCAUAGUUUCGCUUCCGCUAGGAACGUUUGGAGUUUACUGAUUGCUAUUGAAAUGUCUCUAUUGCUGUGGGAAGUCAAGACUGCAUAAGUAGAAGUCAUGUGUACGAUUUCAGCGGUUAAUAAUUUUAUUUGUUUUUAACACUCCUAUUGCAGACUGAGAAGACAUCGUUUGUGUUCUUUGAGCCCAGUAGUCCGUAUUAUCUGAUAACAAUGAUCAUCAGCGCUGGACUCUUGAUAAUAGCGACGAUAUGUGGACUUUUUUACCAGAAUUUAUGUUAUAAACGACGCCUACGUGAAAUGGAUGAAGAAGGUAUGUGGGUGCAUUUUAUUUUCUGCGGUCUAUGGUCUUGACAACUCAGUUGAUAUGCUAAGUCAGCUAAUAGAUUGCAAAUUAAGAAUCAUGGCCUUAAAGAUGACCAAAGCCUUGCUUUAGGCGAAUCGAUCCUUGCUGACGUCAUUGUUUUUAUUUUUACUCAUUAGCAUACGAGUUAACCCAUAGAAGACGUCACCUUAUAUACUAAUUAGGUACAAAAGUUGGAAGAGCUGGUUAAUUUCAGCAGUUUUUGCAAUUUUCAGCUUCUUGUGAUCAACAACAAAGAAAAUAGCAGCAAUCAAAAACUGCGAAAUGGCUGGCUGGUAAAACCGUUAAUGAGCUCAUACAUUCUUUGUAAACUUUCGAGUUUUUUUAAGGGAAUUUGUACGAAACUAUUCGAUAUAUAGGGCUAAAAUUUUCAGAGAUAGCUGAAAUAGCUAUGCUCUUUCGAUAUUCAGAGAUUUUAUCCUAUUAGCUUCAUCAGCUAAUGAUAAGCAUAUGUCAGUGAGGAUAAAAUGUGAACAAGGAUUCGCCCAUGCGAUUAUGUUCAUUGUAAACUAGUAAUGAAAAGAAAACGAGCAAAAGGUAAUGAAAGCAAAGAAAUAAGUAUGGCAUCAACAGCGAGAGCAUAACUCCUCAUUUGAGAAGAGGUGGAGGGAAAGUGGAAUAACAAAUAAUUUAAAGGCGCUCUCCUGGAAGGCCAAAUUGAAGGCUAGCUAUACAAUCGACCAAAGUCUAGAAAUGUUUGUCAACUCAUUGAGGCUUUGAUGCUGAUUAAUUUAUUGAUUUAAGGGAAAAGUGACUGGCUUUGAUGAGACGUUUUAUCUUCUCGUUUUCUCAUUUUUCCGUUCAGUCUUUCGUCCAAUCAUUCAUUCACUCAUUCACUCAUUCGUUCGUUCGUUCUUUAGUUCCUUCCUUUGUUCCUUUCUCCCUUCCGUUGUCUAUUGGCCACUGAUUUACUUAUCGGGAAGUUAGCUUAAGUGAAAAUUGCUUCAUGAAUAAGGCAUACCGAUAAAGUGUUUUUUUAAUGGACCGACUCAGUGACUGAGUGAUGGCUGAUUUCAGAUCCAUGCUCUUGCGGAGAAAAGAAGAGGGAUAUCACAAAAUCGGUGAAAGCAUUUUAUUUCAAUUUUUCCCAAACGUAUCAUCGCUUACGAAGAAAACACUAG
Messenger RNA from Porites evermanni, 7579 nucleotides. NCBI's taxonomy places the organism in Eukaryota, Metazoa, Cnidaria, Anthozoa, Scleractinia, Poritidae. The record is from the annotation of a GenBank genome assembly.